AUGAGAUUAUUCCUCCUUUCUUUCUUUCUUUCUUUCUUUCUUUCUUUCUUUUACUUCUUUAACGUCUUUUCUUUCUUUCUGUCUUUCAAUUUGUCAUCUUCUUUCUUUCUUUCUUUCUUUUACUUCUUUAUUUGUCAUCUUCUUUCUUUCUUUCUUUUACUUCUUCAGUUAACGUCUUUUCUUUCUUUCUGUCUUUCAAUUUGUCAUCUUCUUUCUUUCUUUCUUUCUUUCUUUCUUUCUUUUACUUCUUUAGUUAACGUCUUUUCUUUCUUUCUGUCUUUCAAUUUGUCAUCUUCUUUCUUUCUUUCUUUCUUUCUUUCUUUCUUUCUUUCUUUUUACUUCUUUAUUAACGUCUUUUCUUUCUUUCUGUCUUUCAAUUUGUCAUCUUCUUUCUUUCUUUCUUUCUUUCUUUCUUUCUUUUACUUCUUUAUUAAACUGACAAAAGUGCUUGGCCUCUUCUUAAAUCAUGUCCUGCAGCUCUCUUACAGUUUAACUCUUUUGUCUACUGACAUUAUGUUUUUCUUCCACAUAAAUUUUCUUUCCAAUAUAUUCCCCUCCUCGCCACUUCACUCUCUUUCUGGAACUUUCCCUCUGGAGCAACCUGUCCCUCUUGAUGCGUUUUCUCUUUAUAUUAUCUCUCCUCGUUUUCAUUUCACCCCUCCUUCCUUUUUCGAUCUCAUAACUCGCUUUUACUUUUCCCUCUUUCUGUCUUUUCCUAUCUCACAUUGCGCCUUUACCCUCUCAUUCAUUUUUAAGCUUUUUGUCGCACUUUCCAAAUUAAUUCUUUCUGCCACUUAUUUCUUCUUUUUCCUCUUCCUUGUUUUUCCUUAUUUUUUUCACUCCCUUUUCACACCUAAUUUCUCCCUUUGUUACCAUCAGUGCACCGUUUUGGCUUUGUUUUUCAAAUAUCUUUUUAAAUGUUAUUCUUUCUUUCUGUUAACAUUUUUCUUUCUUUCUUUCUUUCUUUCUUUCUUUCUUUCUUUCUUUCUUUCUUUCUUUCUUUCUUUCUUUCUUUCUUUCUUUCUCAAAAUAUCACUUUUCAAAUUUUCAUUUAAUUUCUUUUUUCCUACUUCAAAAUUUCUUUCUUUCUUUCUUUCUUUCUUUUUUUCUUUCUUUCUUUCUUUCCCAAAAUUUGAUUCUUUCAAAAUGUCUCUUUUACAAAAUUUUGUUUCAUUUCUUUCUUCCCGCCUCAAAAUUUCUUUCUUUCUUUCUUUCUUUCUUUCUUUCUUUCUUUCUUUCUUUCUUUCCCAAAAUUUGAUUCUUUCAAAAUGUCUCUUUUACAAAAUUUCGUUUCAUUUCUUUCUUCCCGCCUCAAAAUUUCUUUCUUUUCUUUCUUUCUUUCUUUCUUUCUUUCUUUCUUUCUUUCUUUCUUUCUUUCUUAAAUAA
Molecule: messenger RNA, 1386 nt
Organism: Acanthosepion pharaonis
Lineage: Eukaryota; Metazoa; Mollusca; Cephalopoda; Sepiida; Sepiidae
Source: the annotation of a GenBank genome assembly